UCGCCUUCGAGGUGUUAUCAGACUGAUCGAAAAUGAUGUAUGGUCGCUAUGUCCGACAUUUAGGUGCUGUCGAGUCAACAGAAGACUUGAGUGAAAAAGAGCAAGAGAAACGUAGACUAAAGGAGGACAAAGCCAGAAAAAAAGAACUUAGAGGACGGGGAUCCCAAGGGAAAUUAGCGAAAUACCUAAGGUCGAUAUGGAGACGUACGUUCGCGAAACUAGGGGAAGACUGGGUCUUUUUGGCCCUUCUGGGUGUCAUAAUGGCGCUUGUCAGUUUUCUAAUGGACAGAGGAAUAGCUUUGUGCAAUGAGGCGAGAUUGUGGCUAUACAACAAGUCAGCCUACAGCCUAACGACACAGUACGUGGCAUGGGUCGCACUUCCGGUUAUUCUAAUAUUGUUUAGUUCCGGUUUGGCUCAACUGGUAGCCCCUCAAUCUAUAGGUUCGGGCAUUCCGGAGAUAAAGACCAUCCUCCGUGGGGUAGCCAUGAAGGAGUACCUGACGUUCCGGACGCUGGUGGUGAAGGUCAUAGGGCUGACGGCCACCUUAGGCAGUGGCGUACCCGUGGGGAAGGAAGGUCCUUUCGUCCACAUAGCCAGCAUGACCGCUGCUCUCCUAGGCAAGCUGAUCACGAGGUUCCAAGGCAUCUACCAGAACGAGAGCAGAGCCACGGAGAUGUUGGCCGCUGCCUGUGCCGUUGGAGUUGCCAGCUGCUUCGCUGCACCAGUAGGAGGUGUACUCUUCAGUAUAGAAGUAACGACGGUUUACUUUGCCGUUCGAAAUUACUGGCGGGGCUUCUUCGCGGCUGUCUGUGGAGCCACGACCUUUCGCCUUCUAGCCGUGUGGUUCCAAAAAGCGGAUACAGUAACUGCCGUCUUCAAGACCAAUUUCCAUAUGGACUUUCCCUUUGAUCCGCAAGAAUUGUUCGUCUUCGCUUUGAUAGGAGCCAUUUGCGGUGUGGGAGGAGCUUUCUACGUCUGGGUCCACAGGCGAUACGUAAUCUUCAUGGGCAAUAGCAAGAUCCUGAAUUUCUUAAAGAAGAAAAACCGCUUGUUGUACCCUGGCGUCGCCACUUUGAUCGUCUCAUCGAUAACGUUUCCACCAGGUGCCGGCCAGUUCAUUGGAGGUGAACUGUUGGGGAACAAUCAAGUAGUGUCGCUCUUCACGAACUUCACGUGGACAGGGGACAAUGCUACCAUCGAAGAAAAGGAUGUAAUCCUGCAAUGGACUAAUCCCUGGACUGAUGUCGUCGCCAACUUAGCACUGUACACAAUAUUCACUUUCGUCGCUUCAGUGAUCUGCACAACAAUGCCUGUGCCUUGCGGCCUCUUCAUACCAGUUUUCAAGAUUGGUGCCGGAUUUGGCCGGAUGGUAGGGGAGCUGAUGCACAUCUGGUUCCCUACAGGAAUGAGAUAUGGUGGCAACGUAGCAAAAAUCAUCCCUGGGGGAUACGCAGCGGUGGGUGCUGCAGCGUUUAGUGGUUCCGUCACCCAUACCAUCUCCGUAUCAGUGAUAGUGUUUGAAAUGACGGGACAGAUCACCCAUAUAAUACCGAUUAUGAUCGCCGUUUUGAUCUCAAACGCUAUAGCGAGUCUGUUGGCACCCAGCAUCUACGACAGCAUUAUAAUGAUAAAAAAAUUGCCUUACGUACCGGAUUUACUACCGACUAGUAGUGGUAUUUACAGGAUAUAUGUAGAAGACUUCAUGGUAAGGGACGUCAAGUAUAUUUGCUAUGGUACAACUUACAAACAAUUAUUAUUUGUUUUAAAAGAGAAUAACCAUUUACAGAGUUUUCCUUUAGUUGACAAACCAGAAAGCAUGGUUUUGUUAGGGUCCAUACAAAGGAUUCAGCUUGUACAAUUGAUAGAAUAUCAGAUAGGAAGAGAAAAACGAAUACAGGUAGCAACCCUUCGAAGGAGAACAGCAGAAAUAGAAUUGAAAACUGUUGAAGAUGGACAGAGAAGACCAUCUAUGCUGAAGAAACAGAUGUCUGAGAACCAGUUAGAUCAAACAACAGUAUACAAUCAAGGAUCGAGAACAAAGAAGUCCGUUUGGAAGAAAGCUAACACAUUCACUUUUAGACCAUUCCCCUCAACUAAUUCCGUGUCAAAUCCUUACCAGACAGUAACUAGUCCAGAUAAUAGAAUACGGUUUGCACUCGAUUCAAUUUUCAGUGCGUCAAGUAAUCUUCAAGAUGCAGACGAUGAAGCUAGCCAAAACCAAGACAUCUUCGAUGGAUCUUUGAGCAAUAAGAUCGAGGUUCUCCCUAUGACCUCAGCAUCGUCGAAUAGUGUUCAUUUGUCAUUGGAAGGGAUCUGCGACAUGGACCACAAAGAACAAACGAAGUGGGAGGAAGAACAGAUGGCCGUUCCCGUAGACUUCUCUACUUGUCACAUAGACCCAGCGCCCUUCCAAUUGGUAGAGCAAACGUCCCUACUCAAGGUCCACUUCCUUUUCUCGAUGGUGGGGGUAAAGUACGGUUACGUAACAGCAAUCGGGAAAUUGGUGGGGGUGGUGGGGUUGAAGGAGCUUCGUAAAGCCAUCGAAGACGCCAAUAGCGGCGCUCUUCCUUACGCCGAUGAUGAAAACGAUGACGAAACGUUUUGUAUUGACGAUAAAGACUGUUCAGUGGGACAAGGGACUGAUUCAGCGAUGCUGUCCAAGGAUUCAGAAAACAAUGUGAGACAUCGGAAGCGAAGUGUCAAAGUCAAAGAAAUUUCUCGCAUCUUUCCAAAAACUACAAUGGACGAAAAAGAAACACACUUAGACGAGGGCAACAUAGAGGAAACCGAUAAGGAAUGGGAGGAUUUCGCCAAGUUGCUGGAGCAACAGAGAAGGAAGCAGUCGCAGACAUUCUACCCCUGUCCACCCCCUGAGGACGUGGAGGAUUACGUGCAGACAUUGAUGUAUGGCAAAUACAACAGAUUGGGGCAAGCUGCAAAAUUGGAGAGCUUAAAAGCUGCCGAAAAGAGAAGACUGAGAGAAGAAAAAGCACGAAAAAACGAGUUACGAAUGUACCAAGGUAAAUUUGCGAAAUCUAUCCACUUUUUAUGGAAACAUACUUUCGCCAGACUAGGAGAAGACUGGGUCUUUUUGGCACUGUUAGGGGUGAUCAUGGCAUUGCUGAGUUUCAUUAUGGACAGAGGAAUAUCAGUUUGCGACAACGCAAGGAUAUGGUUAUUCAGAGACCUGACCAUGCACCCAGCUGCCCAAUACGCUGCUUGGAUAUCCCUACCAGUCUGCUUAAUUCUAUUUGGCACCGGUUUUGUCCAACUCGUAGCACCACAAUCUAUUGGUUCUGGUAUACCCGAAAUGAAGACCAUCCUCAGAGGGGUGACCCUGAAGGAGUACCUGACGUUUCGAACCCUGAUAGCCAAAGUGGUAGGGUUAACAGUGACCCUAGGAAGCGGCAUGCCUUUGGGUAAGGAAGGCCCCUUCGUCCACAUCGCCAGUAUCACAGCUACCCUCCUCAGCAAGCUGGUCACUGGGUUCCAGGGCAUCUACGAGAACGAGAACAGGACCACGGAGAUGCUGGCGGCUGCUUGCGCCGUCGGGGUGGCCAGCUGCUUCGCGGCGCCCGUUGGAGGUGUACUGUUCAGUAUAGAAGUAACCACAGUAUACUUUGCCGUCCGCAACUACUGGAGGGGAUUUUUCGCUGCUGUGUGCGGCGCCACAACGUUUCGACUCUUAGCAGUGUGGUUCCAAAGGGCAGACACCGUAACUGCCGUUUUUAAGACCAAUUUCUACAUGGACUUCCCCUUUGACCCUCAAGAGUUGUUUGUAUUUGCUCUGAUGGGAGCAAUUUGUGGCUUGGGCGGAGCAUUCUACGUCUGGGUGCAUCGACAGUACGUGAUGUAUAUGAGACACAGCAGACUCAUCAACAGUUUCCUCAAGAAAAAUCGAUUUCUCUACCCCGCGCUGGUGUCGCUCCUCCUCUCCACAGUGUCCUUCCCCCUCGGCACCGGCCAGUUCAUAGCUGGAGACCUGAACACUCACGACCAGGUAGCCUCGCUCUUCAGCAACUUCACCUGGACAGACGAGAACCUCACCGUCGCCGAGUACGCCACCCUCAGCCACUGGAGGACGCCUUGGUCGGGCGUCUGCGUCAACCUGGCCUGCUACACCGUCUUCACAUUCAUAUUCUCCAUCAUCUGUUCCACGGUGCCCGUACCCAGCGGUAGCUUCAUCCCCGUCUUCAAGAUCGGUGCCGGAUUUGGAAGAAUUGUGGGCGAAUUGAUGCACAUGUGGUUUCCGACAGGGAUGAGGUAUGGUGGAAAAGUGGCGGAAAUCAUCCCCGGGGGAUACGCAACGGUGGGAGCCGCAGCCUUCAGUGGCUCUGUCACCCACACCAUCUCCGUAUCGGUGAUAGUAUUCGAGAUGACCGGCCAAAUCACACACAUAAUACCGAUUAUGAUCGCCGUUUUAAUCUCCAACGCCAUAGCUAGUUUGUUGUCGCCCAGUAUCUACGACAGCAUCAUACUCAUCAAGAAACUGCCAUACCUUCCAGAUUUAUUACCAAGUAGCAGUGGCAUGUACAAAGUUUGCGUUGAAGACUUCAUGAUAAGAGACAUAAAGUACAUUUUCUACGGAAUGACUUACGAGCAGUUGAAAACCCUUUUAAAAGACAACAGGCGAUUGCUUUGCUUCCCUCUCGUGGACAACCCAGGAAACAUGGUCUUGCUUGGGUCAAUUCAAAGGAUGCAACUCAUUCAACUGAUAGAGAAACACAUCGGAAAAGACAGACGUUUGCAGAUCGCAGCCAUUAGACAGAGAGAGGCAGCCGAGAGAGCUCUGGAAGAAAUGAGACAAGCGGAAGAGAGAAAGAGAAGGCCGUCUAGAUUUCAAGUGGUGCCAGCACCAGAUAUGCUUCAAAGGCAAAUGUCGGAGAACCACUUAGAUCAGGUACCUUUAACACAAUGCAAAGUUAUUGAUCUGCAAUUGGUUAAUUUUUCCUAGCAACCAACGUACAACCCCGUCUUUGGUUCUCAACCCAAGAAGUCGAUUCUUAAGAAGACCAACUCAUUCACCCUCAAGGGAUUCAGUCCUUUCGUUUCCACCAGCCCAGGGAGUACCCCUUACACGACAGUUACAGGGGCUGAGAGCAGGAUAAGGCUUGCCUUUGAAAAUAUCUUCAGAAAAUCCGCCCAACUGCAAGAUGUCGACAACAAUGAAAGUCAACGCGGUCUAGACACUGCUAGAGAUUCCAUAGAUGGCAAAGAACAUAUCGUCCCAAGUAGCCCAACUACUUCGAAGAAGGUUCAACUUCCCAAGGAAAGAGUUUGCGACAUGAGUCCAGAAGAUCAAAGGAAGUGGGAGGAAGAACAGAUGCAACUACCGGUAGAUUUUUCUACUUGCCACAUCGACCCAUCCCCUUUUCAGCUGGUAGAGAAAACGUCCCUACUCAAAGUCCACUCUCUAUUUUCCAUGGUGGGGGUGAACCUUGCCUACGUCACCGCCAUCGGGAAGUUGGUGGGGGUGGUUGGUUUGAAAGAGUUGAGGAAAGCGAUCGAAGACGCGAAUAGCGGACACGUGCCGGCUGUUAAUGAAAAUAAUAACGAGGUGGUUAGCGCUAGUGAUGUGAAGGAUUUCGUGAACAGCGAGCAUGAAUCAAUCACAAGUGACUCUAGAGUUUAAGUGGAGGAUAUAGAAUUUUAAUUUUAUACGUUGAACAAAACAUGUUUGUUGUACCGACUGUAACACAUAUUAGUUUAUAUUUAGUUAAUAUUUAUUAAAAUUAAAUUACUAUAUUGAAUUGACAGUAUACUAUAGACGGAAUGUAGAGAGAGAGACAGACAGACAGACUUAUAGUCCAAUUACGUGCCAAAAUUUGGUUCAAUAAACAAA
Messenger RNA from Anoplophora glabripennis (Asian longhorned beetle), 5843 nucleotides. Its product is annotated as chloride channel protein 2-like. Gene Ontology annotation, molecular function: voltage-gated chloride channel activity. The transcript has 29 exons. NCBI's taxonomy places the organism in Eukaryota, Metazoa, Arthropoda, Insecta, Coleoptera, Cerambycidae. Gene Ontology annotation, biological process: chloride transport; transmembrane transport. Gene Ontology annotation, cellular component: membrane. The record is from RefSeq and is a predicted model, not a curated record.